Molecule: messenger RNA, 753 nt
Organism: Photinus pyralis (common eastern firefly)
Lineage: Eukaryota; Metazoa; Arthropoda; Insecta; Coleoptera; Lampyridae
Exons: 5
Coding region: 83-556 (157 amino acids)
Biological process (GO): mitochondrial respirasome assembly
Source: RefSeq, a predicted model, not a curated record
GGAUCGCAAUGAGCCAUACACUAUCGAUUCGUCGUUUCGAUCGGUAUGAAACGACGGAUCGGACAGAUCGAUCGUACCGUGUAUGGGACCUUUAAGGUUUUAUCUGAAUGUGAAAUUGACAGUUGUCAAUUCGCCAUGCUUUUCAGCAUCUGGUCUUCUAUUCUUUAGAGCCAUGGCUACAAAAACGAAAAUUGUUGAACGUAAUGGCGUUUUAAAAAAUACAGGUAAUUUAUCGGUAUGGACAAAGGCUAUCACUUCCAAUUCUGAAUGGCUGGAUAAGGACGAAUUUCUAGAUGUCAUUUAUUGGGCCAGACAAGCAUUAGGUAUUAUAUUGGGAGUAAUAUGGGCCCUAAUUCCUUUAAAAGGCUUUGUAGGUUUAUUAUUUUUUGCACUCGUAAAUGCUGGAGUUGUGUAUGUAUACUUCAGUAAUUUUCAAAGCGUUGAUGAAGACGAAUACGGUGGUGCUUGGGAGCUAACGAAAGAAGGAUUUAUGACGUCAUUUGCUGGAUUUCUAGUGACUUGGAUUAUUAUAUAUUCUGGACUUUAUUAUGAAUAAUUGUCCAGACAACCUAUAACCAAAUAGCAAUACAAAUACAAUUACUUCGAUAUACCUAACGUAUAUUCGAUGUUAUUUAUUCAUAUAUGAUCUUUUACAGGUUGUCAGUGUUAAAGGGCCAAAUAUUCACGAUUUAUUUGUUAGAUUAGAUAUAAAUGGGUCUUUUUUUAUGAUGAAUUAUAAAAUAUUUAACUUGA